AUGCCGUACGUGUAUGCUGAUCCCCCCUUUUCUGAAAAGCUAGCGUUUGCAACUGCAGGAGGGCUACCUCUUAUCUCAAGUCAAAGUGACAUCAAGGGCGGACAGAUUCCGCUGCAAGCUGUUGGGAUUGCUCAGCCAUCCAGAGCGCUCUCAUCCGAAAUGACUUCGGAGCAGCAGCCGCAUGAAAGCAACUCAGACAAGCCGGCUGAUACUAAUAAAGAUAGCAAUAGCGUAAAUAAAAGUAGCUUUCGCGUCGAAAUAUUCAGCGUUAGUGGGGUGGAUGGGAAGCAUGUUCAGCUGCAAGAGACUCCGUCUUGCCCAUUUGAAAAACCUUCAGAAUUCAUCUUCAAUCCCAAGUCAAUCAUCGGCGAACGCGCGGCCGUGAAUGGGCUUGAAAGCGCUGCCGCCGAGCUCCUUGAAUUUGUUCGAAGCAUCGUCCCCCCACCUGGAGAGGGAAAUCCCUUGAACCUUCCAGCCAUAAUUUUCCUCGCUCGAGAUCUUGGCGGAACAGUUGUUAAGCAGGCGUUGCUUAAGGCAUUCUUCUCCUCAGAUCCCCUUGAUGUGUUUAUCAUUAAAAAUACCACCCAUCUGCUCUUUUUCGGUACACCACACAGAGCUUCAGAGAAAUUCUCAUGGGUCCUCACAAUCUCCAAUAUAAUCAACUAUCAGACGGGAGAAACCCAAGGCCCAUGGUCUUCUCGCGUAACUCGCCAGAUGGCUGAGUCUCAUGAAGCCACUGCAAGCCAAUUCAACAUGCUAGCCCGCCGAUGUUCAUUCAAAAUCAUCAACUACUUCCAAGUAAAAUUGGACGACGAGUUGUACGAGAUAAUAGUCGAAAAAUUUGCUGCAACGCUAGAAUUCGACUGA
Trichoderma asperellum CBS 433.97 is the source of this 867-nucleotide messenger RNA. RefSeq lists its product as uncharacterized. Lineage: Eukaryota; Fungi; Ascomycota; Sordariomycetes; Hypocreales; Hypocreaceae. The record is from RefSeq and is a predicted model, not a curated record.